Molecule: messenger RNA, 2151 nt
Organism: Penicillium manginii
Lineage: Eukaryota; Fungi; Ascomycota; Eurotiomycetes; Eurotiales; Aspergillaceae
Product: Zn(II)2Cys6 transcription factor
Exons: 9
Coding region: 1-2151 (716 amino acids)
Biological process (GO): DNA-templated transcription; positive regulation of transcription by RNA polymerase II
Cellular component (GO): nucleus
Molecular function (GO): sequence-specific DNA binding; DNA-binding transcription factor activity, RNA polymerase II-specific; zinc ion binding
Source: RefSeq, a predicted model, not a curated record
AUGCCUGCCACUUCAAACCGAGCAAAGUCGAAGAAAUGUCAAAAAGCUUGCAUACGAUGCCGGGGGAUGAAAGUCAAGUGUUCGGGAUCUGAUCCUUGUACUAGAUGUGCUCGCAAGAAACAACCUUGUCGUUUCCCAGCGGAGGAUAAUCGUGUCUCGGUUUCGGAGCGAUACUUGCGACAAUUGGAGGCGCAAUUGAUGACGAGUAGCAGAACAUCUCGCCAUUCUAAUGCCCUGGAUACUCACAAUCUUGCUACGUCGCCCUUUGCUGCUGGUGAUGAUGAUGCUAUUUUAUCACCCUCUCAAGGGCCGUCGUUUCUCUUGGACGAUCGUACGGCAGACCAGUGGGGAGAACUGUCUGAUGGGCUUGAAUCGACGUUCGUUGCCAAUCAAACUAGACAGAUCGAAAAUGGACAGCCAAGGGAGGACGUCUAUGUAGAGCAUGAUGGGCAAAGGUCACGGUUUUCACGGAAUCCCUUGGUAGAUAGGGAUCCUUCUUUUGCAAUGACGCCCGAUGGUCGAUUUUGGUAUAUGGGACCGACUUCCUCAUGGUCAUUUUGUCGGCGUGUCUUGGCGCUUAUAGGAAGACGUGUGCCGGAAGCCAAUUGUCCUCCUGAUCCUUGGCAUCUAGAUGGAAUGGCAUUCAAACUGCACUGGAGACCAGUGCCUUCGGAUGAAGUGCCCGAUGUCACGAAUCUACCACCCUUGGAUUAUGCACUAUUUUUAUUCAACACAGUCAAGUUCUACUUUGGCUUUUUAUCUUUCAUGAUCGACGAAGAAUCAUAUCUACGAAAUCUGUACGAGUUUUACGAAAAUCCAUCGAGCAAAGCCGCUUCUUCGAGGUAUUGGUAUGCGCAAUAUCUUCUUGUUCUUGCAUUUGGGAAGGCAUUCCUAACUGCUAGAAAUCCAUCUGGUACACCGCCUGGACAUCAAUAUGCAUCAAGAGCAAUGUCCCUUCUCCCAGAUCUCUCUGGAAUGCAUGAAGAUCCUCUCACAUGCAUUCAGGCAUUGAGCUUGGGUGCAGUCUAUCUGCAAUCCAUUGAUAUGAGACGUGCAGCAUUCCAACAUAUCGGCCAAGCAUUGCGUGGUUGUAUAAUCGAGGGAAUUCACCGCCACGUGCCAGAGGAAUUGUGUGGGCCCGAAUUAUCUAGCCGGUCCAGAACGAUAUUCUGGGUAGUUUAUAUGCUUGAUCGCGAAUUUUCAGCUCUAAUAGGGGCCCCUAGCUCUAUCAGAGAUGAAGACAUCUCUGUGAGGCUACCUGCAGAAAUGGAAAGUUCUGUGGAGCACAGUAAUUUGACGCUGCACGUGCGACUUUCUCGAUUGAUGGCUCAGACUUUGACUACUGUUUAUGGAGUGGGUGAUGAGUUCAAUGGAACUCUAAUAAGAAACACUCAAUCUAUUCUCCACAGUAUGGCUGAGCUUUCGCACGACUUGACUGCUUUCUUGAAUGAGAAUUUCCACGGAUUAAUCAGCAGAGCUUCGAAAAUGGCAAUUCGUCUGAUGCUCGCACACCACCAUUGUGUUGUACUUACAACAAGACCACUGGUCAUGUGUGCUCUUCAUAUGCACAUUGAAAAGACGGAGAGAAAGACCUCACAAACACUUUCGCUGUCCCCUCCCGUUGCGUCCCUUUUACAGUGCUGUGCCGAUUCUGCCCAGACGAUUCUACAAACCCUUCAGACCUUGGCAGACGAUGACUUAAUGGGCAAUGCAGAUGCAUUUUUACCAUUCCAAAUCGAGGACGCGUCUUCAUCUGCUUUUGUUUUAUACUUGAUUCGCGCGAUUGCACCAACCCUCAUUCAUAGCAGCACCUGGUGUGACCAUCUAGAAUGUGUUUUGGAUAAACUUAUUUCAAAGGGGAACCCGGCUGCCCCACUCCGAAGAAAGGAGCUCCGACAACUUGAACAAAUAUUGGCACCACUAACACCCAAAUCUAAUCCACUCCCUUUGCCAUCAGUCAAUGUCAACUCGGACACACAAAAUGAUAACGAAUUUCAUGGAUUGGAUCAUGUUGAUGUGGAAGAGGCAUUUGAAUGGGACCUUCUGGGGCUAAAUUCCUCGGUCAGUCUUCCACCACGGGAGCUAUUGGAUCUCGCCGAUCAAUUGGAUGUCGAAAGUAUAAUGCAGUCUGUCGGUGGAGCUGUUGGAUAG